UGCUUAAACAUAAAGUAUUAGUUCUACCACAACGUCCUACAAAGAUUGUGGAAGAAGAACUGAGGUAAAAAUGCAAGUUAAAGUAAUAAAAAUAGAAGAAUAAUGUGAAACAAAUAGAUCAAGGUUUUGUCUUGUGAUCUGCAUUGGGUGCUGUGAGUAUGGGAUUGUAGGUCUGUUGUUCCAGGCCAUUCAUUUCUUAUACAAGUGUUGCGAGAGUUUGGUUUAUGUCGACRUUAAGUUGGACCCCUUCAAAGUGGGCCUUGGACUCGGCAAUAUCUGCCUGUUUUCACCAAGGAAGUCCGGUUCAGUGGCCUCAGGACUCUAUCAUUAUUUGCAGAUGAUGUGGUCCUGUUAGCGUCAUCAUGUCAUGAUGGGUUCACAGCUGAGAUGAGGAUCAGCACCUCCAAAUCUGAGUCCAUCGUCCUCAGUCAGAAAAAGAUGGAUUGCUCACAGAGUUAGGUGUGAGGUUCUGCUUCAAGUGGAGUUCGAGUAUCUUGGGCUUUUUGUUUACGAGUGAGGGAAGAAUGGAGCGUGAGAUUGAAAGACAGAUCGGUGUGACUUCUGCAGAGUUGUGGACUCUGUACCGGUCUGUUGUGGUGAAGAGGGAGCUGAGCUGUAAAGUAAAGCUCUCUGUUUACAGUCUACAUUCUUACCCUCACCUUUGGCCACAAACAGUAGUGACAGAAAGAAUAAAAUCAGGGAUACAAGCAGCUGAAAUGAGAUAGAGUGAGAAGUUCAGUUAUCUGGGAGGGACUUGAAGUAGAGCCGCUGCUCCUCCACAUGGAGAGCAGCCAGGUGAGGUGGUUCAGCCAUCUGGACAGGAUGCCUCCAGGAAUGUUCGACAGGGAGGAGCCCCCGGGGAAGACCCAGGACACGCUGGAGAAACUUUGUCUUGUCCAUCUAUAUCUUGUCGGGCCUGGGAAAGACUUGGAAUCUUCCGAGCUGGAAGAGGUGGCUGGGAAAAAGAGGUCUGGGCCUUUCUGCUAAAGCAGGAUGUGGGUCAUCACAGUCWUUUCUGUGGCCUGCCUGUUGGCCAGUCCAUCCCUGGCUGGCGUCAAAGAUCUGAGCACUCACUUCACUGACCCCAAACCAAACCCCAGAGGCUUAGAACCAGGUGGUGAAGUGGACGUCGAGGCCAUUCCCUUGGAAUUCCACAAAGAAAACACUGUCACCAAUGACCUUGUUUUUGAAGGCUUUGAUGAUGAAGAUUAUAUCGAUUUUGAUAAGAUCCUGGCAGCAGGGAGUGAUGAUUACAUUGAGGGGGAUGCGAUUGACGAGAUAGCUACACCAGCGCCGGACAUCGACAUCUUUGCUGAACCGUCUGAUCCAAAGAUUCGUCGAGCCAGACUCUUAAGUCUCUUCCAUGGUCGAUCUCGCCUUCAGCGCCUUAACAUCGUGAACGCCCACUUCGGUUUUAAUCUUUAUCGAAGUCUUCGUAACGACGUAAACCAGACUGACAACAUCCUGCUAGCCCCUGCAGGAAUCUCCAUCGCCAUGGGGAUGAUGUCUUUAGGAGCAGGACCUGGAACUCACGAUCAGAUCUACAAAGCUCUGGGGUUCGCUGACUUUGUGAACGCCAGCCAUCAUUAUGACAACACAACAGUGCACAAGCUGUUCAGGAAGCUGACCCACAGGCUUUUCAGGAGGAACUUUGGCUAUACGCUCCGCUCUGUAAAUGACGUCUACGUAAAGAAAAAUAUCACCAUAAAAGACACGUUCCGCACAGAAACAAAAGCUUAUUAUUUUGCCGAGCCGCAGACAGUCGACUUCAGAGAGCCAGCAUUCCUGAACAAAGCCAAUCGUCGCAUAGAAAAACUGACCAAGGGGCUGAUCAGRGAACCGCUAAAGACUGUGGACCCAAACAUGGUACUGAUGCUACUUAACUACCUGUACUUCAAAGGAACAUGGGAACAGAAAUUCCCAAAAGAGAUGACCUACUACCGAAACUUCAGAGUAAAUGAAAAGACAAGUGUACGUGUACCAAUGAUGAUAAACAAGGGGAACUAUCUGGCAGCUGCUGACCACGGACUGGAAUGUGACAUCCUACAGCUCCCAUACACAGGAAGCAUCAGCAUGCUCAUUGCUUUGCCAAGGAAGAUCACAGGAAUGAGAACCUUGGAGCAGGAGAUCUCACCAACUGUUGUCAACAAGUGGCUCAAAAACAUGACAAACAGGACUCGCGAGGUCUCGUUACCUCGGUUUAAACUGGAGCAAAAUUAUGACCUAAUUGAAAAUCUGAAGAAAAUAGGCCUCACUGACAUCUUCCAGCAGAGUGGAGAUUUCAGCAGAAUGACUACAGAAAAAGUCACCAUGAACUGGCUGAAGCACCAGGGAACCAUCACAGUGAAUGAAGAGGGAACAGAAGCUGCCGCUCUGACCCAAGUGGGCUUCAUGCCCCUCUCCUCUCAGAUCCGCUUCGUUGUUGACCACCCGUUCCUCUUCCUGAUCUACGAGCACCGCACCGACUGCCUCGUCUUCAUUGGUCGGGUAGUGAAUCCCUCACAAAACUGAACAAUUGAACAAACCAGGAGGAAUUUCAUGUCUGGUUACUGAUCUUUACACAGUUAAUGAGGUGCAUGCCUGUUUAGAGGAAGUGUAUUUCAACGGACAGGAAGUAGGCAUGAAUAUAUCUAGAAAAAGGUCAAUAAAGUCCUGCAUUAAUUUCCAUAACAUCAGUCACUCUACUGACCUAAUAUUCUUGAAGUCUUUGGGUGUUAAAGAGAUGUUAAUGAACAUUUAAACUGUGUUUUCCCACUUAAAGUGCAGAGUUUUUCUGUCUGACUCACCUAUUGCUUAUCUGUUAAUGUUUCAACAAGACUAGUAGAGAAGUGUGCUAAACAAAACAUUGCCGUUCCUCUAAUAAUGUAAAGUGAAAAUGUCAUAGAAAAUGAACAACUGAGUAAUGUCAUAAUAAAGUUAUAUAAAAGACAAAUUUAGAUGAAUAAAAAUAACAUUUCUUAUA
Messenger RNA from Austrofundulus limnaeus, 2962 nucleotides. RefSeq names its product serpin peptidase inhibitor, clade D (heparin cofactor), member 1 (gene serpind1). Gene Ontology annotation, molecular function: serine-type endopeptidase inhibitor activity. NCBI's taxonomy places the organism in Eukaryota, Metazoa, Chordata, Actinopteri, Cyprinodontiformes, Rivulidae. Gene Ontology annotation, biological process: blood coagulation; negative regulation of endopeptidase activity. The transcript is spliced from 7 exons. The record is from RefSeq and is a predicted model, not a curated record. Bases 994 to 2511 code for a protein of 505 amino acids.